This is a messenger RNA of Nomascus leucogenys (northern white-cheeked gibbon), 1888 nucleotides long. RefSeq names its product neurexophilin and PC-esterase domain family member 1 (gene NXPE1). The record is from RefSeq and is a predicted model, not a curated record. NCBI's taxonomy places the organism in Eukaryota, Metazoa, Chordata, Mammalia, Primates, Hylobatidae. Bases 322 to 1635 code for a protein of 437 amino acids. The transcript has 6 exons.
GCCAGUUAAGAACUCACAGGUACUUUUCCAACCACCCAGAUAGAAGAGAUCAUUAAAACAGUGCAUUCUGUGCUACCUGACACCUAUUGGCUUUGGUCUGCUCUAAACUUAUCCAUCUCCGUCCAUUACUGGAACAACUCCACAAAGUCCUUAUUCCCUAAAACAUCACUGAUACCAUUAAAGCCACUAACAGAGACUGAACUCAGAAUAAAGGAAAUCAUAGAGAAACUAGAUCAGCAGAUCCCACCCAGGCCUUUCACCCACGUGAACACCACCACCAGCGCCACACACAGCACAGCCACCAUCCUCAACCCUCGAGAUAUGUACUGCAGGGGAGACCAGCUGGACAUCCUGCUGCAGGUGAGGGACCACUUGGGACGCAGGAAGCAAUAUGGCGGGGAUUUCCUGAGGGCCAGGAUGUCCUCCCCAGCGCUGAUGGCAGGUGCUUCAGGAAAGGUGACUGACUUCAACAACGGCACCUACCUGGUCAGCUUCACUCUGUUCUGGGAGGGCCAGAUCUCCCUGUCUCUGCUGCUCAUCCACCCCAGUGAAGGGGCGUCGGCUCUCUGGAGGGCAAGGAACCAAGGCUAUAAUAAAAUUAUUUUCAAAGGCAAAUUUGUUAAUGGUACCUCUCAUGUCUUCACUGAAUGUGGCCUGACCCUAAACUCAAGUGCUGAACUCUGUGAAUAUCUGGAUGACAGAGACCAAGAAGCCUUCUAUUGUAUGAAGCCUCAACACAUGCCCUGUGAGGCUCUGACCUACAUGACCACCCGGAAUAGAGAGGUAUCUUAUCUUACAGACAAGGAAAACAGCCUUUUCCACAGGUCCAAAGUGGGAGUUGAAAUGAUGAAGGAUCAUAAACAGAUUGAUGUCACUAAUUGUAACAAGAGUGAAAAAAUAGAAGAGAAAUGCCAAGUUGGAAUGAAGCCUCCUGUCCCUGGCGGUUAUACUUUACAACGAAAAUGGAUAACAACAUUUUGCAACCAGGUUCAGUUAGACACAAUUAAGAUAAAUGGCUGUUUGAAAGGCAAACUCAUUUACCUCCUGGGAGACUCUACGCUACGUCAGUGGAUCUACUAUUUACCCAAAGUCGUAAAAACACUAAAGUUUUUUGAUCUUCAUGAAACUGGAAUUUUUAAGAAACAUUUGCUUCUGGAUGCAGAAAGACACACUCAGAUUCAAUGGAAAAAACAUAGCUAUCCCUUCGUCACUUUCCAGCUCUACUCUCUGAUAGAUCAUGAUUAUAUCCCUCGGGAAAUUGACCGGCUAUCAGGUGACAAAAACACAGCCAUCGUCAUCACCUUUGGCCAGCACUUUAGACCAUUUCCCAUUGACAUUUUUAUUCGCAGGGCCAUCGGUGUCCGAAAGGCUAUUGAAAGACUGUUCCUAAGAAGCCCAACCACUAAAGUGAUUAUUAAGACGGAAAAUAUCAGGGAGAUGCACAUAGAGACAGAGAGGUUUGGAGACUUCCAUGGUUAUAUUCAUUAUCUUAUCAUGAAAGAUAUUUUCAAAGACCUCAACGUGGGCAUUAUUGAUGCCUGGGACAUGACCAUUGCAUAUGGCACUGAUACUAUCCACCCACCUGAUCACGUGAUUGGAAAUCAGAUUAACAUGUUCUUAAACUACAUUUGCUAAGGGAUAAAUACUAUACAAAAUCACUAGGAACCAAUCUCUGCACAUAAUCGCACGUGUAUUGUAAAGUAAGUUUUAUUCAUUUUAGGAACUAAUGAAAAUAAAUUUAAAAGAAUCUGUUUGGGGAGGAAGGCUAUGUAGGGACAAUGACAACUGAUAUGGGAUGCAAAACCAAGAGAAUCAGACAUGAAGAAUGACUAUACCAUGCCUGGUUCUGAUGCUUGUUUAAAAUAUUAAAGAAGUUUUUUAAAAACCA